CUUGGUAGUUGUAAAGUCCCGAUUUCUCUGCUGCAGCCCGUUGUCUCGCCUCGAAUAUAUAGCGGAAUCAGAGUCGUCUGUCUAUCUCCUCCAUCGACCACCAUGAUGUCCGUCCGCUCUCUCCUCGGUGCCUCGACCGGCGCCCUCCGCCAGCUCCUCCCCUCCCUCUCCCGCAAACCCGCCGGUCUCCUUUCGCGGUCGUUCUCGCAAUUGGCCAAGCUUCCCUUCAGCAAUGGUCUUCGUCUGCUGCGCUCCGGACAGCAGACCGGUGUGGCCAGCGCGUCUCUGCGACAGGUCGAGCAGGUCCGCGGCAUGAAGACGCGGUCUUCGGUCAAGCGCCUGUGUGAUGGAUGCAAGCCUGUCCGGAGAAAGAACCGUGUCUAUAUCAUCUGCUCGAAGAACCCCAAGCACAAGCAACGUCAAGGCAAAUAAGCGGGACGCGCGAAGUCAUCUGUACUCAGAAGCUUGACAGCACCCGGUGGACAAACUGUCUUCUCGAACCGAUCUUCUCCUGGGUUCUGACACGACGGCGGCGGAAAGGGUGCACGGGCAAUUGCAUUGUACGGUAUGAGGGUCUCAACCGGAAGCGAAAAUGGCGGGGUGCGAGAUUUGUUGUGGAUAACAGGCUAUCAGGGGUCUUGUUGAUAUUGGCAAGAACCGUGCAUAUUCAUCAUGGGAUACGACCAACUGGUUGGUUUAGGCGCUUUUUUCUUCGUUGCAUUUUCUGCAUGUACAUUAAUUGGGAUUAUACACUUCA
Messenger RNA from Aspergillus uvarum CBS 121591, 757 nucleotides. Its product is annotated as 50S ribosomal protein L36. Gene Ontology annotation, biological process: translation. Gene Ontology annotation, cellular component: ribosome. Lineage: Eukaryota; Fungi; Ascomycota; Eurotiomycetes; Eurotiales; Aspergillaceae. The coding region runs from base 106 to 432 and encodes 108 amino acids. Gene Ontology annotation, molecular function: structural constituent of ribosome. The record is from RefSeq and is a predicted model, not a curated record. The transcript has 3 exons.